This is a messenger RNA of Megalobrama amblycephala (Wuchang bream), 2783 nucleotides long. RefSeq names its product ring finger protein 150b (gene rnf150b). The coding region runs from base 337 to 1596 and encodes 419 amino acids. The transcript has 7 exons. The record is from RefSeq and is a predicted model, not a curated record. NCBI's taxonomy places the organism in Eukaryota, Metazoa, Chordata, Actinopteri, Cypriniformes, Xenocyprididae.
GCAUGCGCAGAUCCUCGCUCCGCCGCUAGUGGUCGCUGUUUCUCGUGAGUUCGCGCUCAGCUUUUGUCACAGCAGCUGAAGGCCGAAAACAUACGACACCAUGGCUCCGUCGCGCCGCUUCUGCUCGCGUUUUUACCCAACCAACGCGCCUCUCGUACAUGCAACAGGCUCUAGUGUUUAUUAAUCCAAAUAUUCGUUCUUUUAAAUCGAGUGUUUUAUACAGGUCACUCAUGAGUGUCGGUUAUUGCGCCGCGUAAGACGCACAAAGAGGGAGAUUAUGGAGUAAACGCGACUCGCGGCCGCUUGACUCGUCAUAACAAUAACAAUAAUACUGCUAUGGCAGUCUCUGUGAUCCAGGCGUGUCGUAGUCUGGCGCUGUCCACCUGGCUUCUGUCCUUCUGCUUCGUCCAUCUGCUGUGUUUGGACUUCACGGUGGCGGAGAAGGAGGAAUGGUACACGGCGUUCGUCAACAUCACGUACGUGGAUCCGGACACGGCCGAGGUCCGGACUGAGAAGACUGAGUGCGGGCGUUACGGGGAGCAUUCGCUCAAGCGCGAGGCCAGGGGCGUGUUGGCGAUGCCCGCCGCGCCACAGGACAGACUGGCGUGCGACCCCAACACUAGAUUCACCCCGCGCACGCACGGCGCGUGGAUCGCGCUUAUCAGCAGGGGAAACUGCACGUUCAAAGAUAAAAUCAAACACGCCGUUGGACACAACGCGUCAGCUGUGGUCAUAUUCAACGUGGGAGCCUCAAACCCUAAUGAGACCAUCACCAUGCCUCAUUCAGGCGUGAGUGAUGUGGUCGCCAUCAUGAUCCCCGAGCCGAAGGGUCGUGAGCUGGUUCUUCUGAUGGAGAGGAACAUCACGCUGCACAUGCACAUCACCAUAGGAACACGCAACCUCCAGAAAUACGUCAGCCGCACCUCCGUGGUCUUCGUCUCCAUCUCCUUCAUCAUCCUCAUGAUCAUCUCGCUGGCCUGGCUCGUCUUUUACUACAUCCAGCGGUUCAGAUACGCCAACGCCAGGGACCGCAACCAGCGGAGGCUGGGCGACGCUGCCAAAAAAGCCAUCAGCCAAUUACAAGUGCGGACCAUCAGGAAAGGCGAUCAGGAAACGGAGAGUGAUUUUGAUAACUGUGCCGUGUGUAUCGAAGGUUAUAAGCCAAAUGAUGUAGUGAGAAUCUUGCCCUGCAGGCAUCUGUUUCAUAAAGGUUGUGUUGACCCGUGGCUGGUGGACCAUCGCACGUGUCCCAUGUGUAAAAUGAACAUCCUCAAAGCUCUCGGCCUCACGUCGAGUGCCGAGUGUCUGAACGAACUUCCUCUGGACUACGAGCUCGCUGUGGGGGGUGUGGCUCUCAACGCCAUGGUGAUGAGUGAUGAUGUCAUGGCGGGGGAUGUCGCCGGGGGGCGUGACCCUGGUGUGAGGAUGGUGGGUCUCCCUCAGGUCCUCCUGGACUCUGAGCCCCUGUCCCAGGACACCAUGCCAACCGAUCAAAGUGAGUUACAGUUAAUAGCCAGCGGCAGUUCAGAGGGGUCGCUCGCUACGGGGGCGGGGCACUUGGACAUUGACACACCCUCUGACGACCCAAAGUGCUGAUUUAGACACGCCCACCGCGACCACCAGAAUUGACGACCACGGCGACGGGCUCAGACCGGUUGAACGGGCUUCAAUCUCAGUGGAAUUCUGGCCAGUGACUUGCCGUAAAACACACUGCCUGCCGACGUUCACUUCAUCUUACUUCCGUUUUCUCUGAAAAGCAGGGUUCUUUCUCGUAGACCAUCGCCCCGAAGUGUACACUACAGUACGCACUUGAGCUAAAGCACUUGGCAGACGAUCGGUUCUGCUCUGCUCGACAAUCAGAUCCUUCCUCUCCUACUGUUGCAGCGUUCGCUGCCUGUUUUAGCGUAAUCCGUGAUCCUAGCGCAGUUGAAAGAACACAUUUAAAGACUAUUUUGAAUCUGAUAAGAAGUGGUUUAUUUUUCUAUAGAGAAGCAUUUGAUGCUCCAGAGUUCUGCAGUAUUAAAGAGAAGAAGAAGAAGAAAAAAAAAAGAGUAUCGCAGUAUUUAGACGCCUUCCUCUUGGAGGGUUUUUUGGGAUUUGGCCCUCACCAAAGAUGUCAGACCUGGACAGACAUUGUGUGGGGGGAAAAAACUGUGGGAUUUCUAGGAAGUGCUCUUUGGAUUGUGUGGAGUGGGACAUGUGAUGUUUGCUGUGCAUGCCACAUGCCCUGUCCACUUGUGAUUUUAGUGGAUUCCGUUUAAAGGGACAGUUCGCCCCAGAAAUGAUCCUUCUGCCAUUGUUUACUCACCCUUAUGUCCUUCCAAAUCUUUUAUUUUUCAUUUUUCUUUCUUCAAAUCUCACCAUAAAAGUAGUUCAGAUGAUGAUCGCACUAUAUUCAAACAGUUUUCAGACAUGAGGGUGAAUAAAUAAUCAUUUUCCGGCGCACUGUUUCCGUAACUCGUUCUUCCUCAUUCGGUUUGACUGUAUAUUGUAAAUAGGAGAAUAAUUUUGUCUGUAUGAGAGCUGUUUGUCUUCUCUUUAAUUGCCAAGUUUUUCCAUCAUGCACUUUAUGUAUUUAGAGGUUGGAGUUCAUUUCAAGAUUGGGGUUUCAGUCACAAGUUUGUAUGUUCACACACACUCGCUGUAUUACACACUACACACACACACACACACACACACUCAGUAGAGGUUUGUUCCCUUUCACGCUCAGUAUUUUGCACGUGUUUCAGUCAGACUGUGCUUUGAAUAUUAAUAAAUUUUAAUGUCAGUUUUUUGGGGCUAAA